GGGGCUUCCGAUCCCCCGGCCGCGGCGAUGCUGCGUACGGAGAAGGUGCUGCAGCUGCGGGGCCAGCAGGGCCGCUCGGUGCGCGUCGUGCGGGAGCACUACCUCCGCCCUGACGUGCCGUGCCGCAGCGCCCUGUGCCGCGCCGGCUGCCCGCGCGAUGGCAAGUUGUUAUCGGAUGAUGUUACACAUUAUGUCGUCCCUGACUGCAAGGUGGUUCAGGAUUACCUUGAGAUUCUUGAGUUUCCGGAGCUGAAGGGUAUCAUCUUUAUGCAAACAGCGUGUCAAGCUUUGCAACAUCAAAAAGGACGCAGGCAGUACAACAAGCUACGAAAUCUAGCAAAGGAUGCCCGUCACGACUGUGCCGUAUUUGCUAAUGAAUUCCAUCAGCAUUGUUAUUUGCCGAGAGAGAAGGGAGAAUCCAUGGAGAAAUGGCAGACCAGGAGUAUUUACAAUGCAGCGGUCUGGUACUAUAAUCACUGCUCAGGUCAGAUGCCAAUUGUUAUGGUAACAGAAGAUGAAGAUGCUAUCAGGCAGUAUGGAAAUGAAACGGAAGGAGUGUUUGUGAUUUCCUUCAAGAAUUACUUGGAUAACUUUUGGCCUGACUUAAAGGCUGCCCGUGAACUCUUUGACUCUAUACUUCAAGCUCGGCGUGAACGGGAGAUUGAAAGCCAAGAAAACAAUGGAAAAGAAUAUCCUGAGCACUUACCUCUGGAAGUAUUGGAGGCUGGGAUCAAAUCUGGAAGAUAUAUACAGGGUGCACUGAGUGUCAAUAAGCACAGAGCUCAGCUGGAAGCUUUUGUUCGACUUCAGGGAUUUAGCAGCAAAGAAACAGAAAUUCAAAGUGACAUCCUUAUUUACGGGGCCAAAGCUCGAAAUCGUGCAAUCCACGGUGACAUGGUGGCUGUUGAGUUACUGCCUUUGCAUGAGUGGAAAGGAAGGACUGUUGCCCUCUGUGAAAAUGAGACUGAGGAUAAAGCACCAUCGGACACCACUGGUGACCCUAUGCCCACAGGUAAAGUUGUUGGAAUCAUCCAGAAGAACUGGAGGGAUUAUGUGGUCACUUUCCCCUCUAGAGAAGAGAGCCAGCCCCAGGGCAGAAAUGCUCAGAAGGUCCUUGUUACACCUUGGGACUACAGAAUUCCCAAAAUCCGGAUCAGUACCCAGCAAGCUGAAGCACUCCAGGACUAUAGAGUCGUCGUGCGUAUUGAUUCUUGGGAGUCAACGUCUGUGUAUCCAAAUGGACACUUUGUGAGAGUUCUAGGAAGAAUUGGAGAUCUGGAGGGAGAAAUUGCAGCUAUUCUGGUGGAGAACAGCAUCUGUGUUGCUCCUUUCUCAGAAAUCCAGAUGAGUGAAAUGCCCAUGAGUUCUUCAAAGAAUCCAUGGAAAGUAAGUCCAGAGGAGGAAAAACAACGUCUUGACCUGAGAACUACACACUUGAUAUUCAGCAUUGAUCCAAAAGGCUGUGAGGAUGUGGAUGAUGCUCUCUCUGUUAGAACUCUGCCUAAUGGGAAUCUGGAAUUAGGCGUCCACAUUGCAGAUGUGACCCACUUUGUGGCAGCAAAUUCUUACACUGAUGUUGAGGCCAGAGCAAGGGCAACAACUUACUAUUUAGCUGAUCGUCGCUAUGACAUGCUGCCCUCUGUCUUGAGUGCUGACAUCUGCUCUCUGCUCAGUGGAGUUGAUAGGUACGCUGUGAGUGUCUUGUGGGAACUAGAGAAGGAAUCGUAUGAAAUACUGAGCGUCUGCUACAACAAAACCAUCAUCCGAUCCGCGUACAAGCUCACUUAUGAAACUGCACAGGGGUUAUUGGAUGGAGACACAAGCGUGGUUGGUGAUAUCCUGGAACUGAAAGACUUGGAUGAAAGAACGAGGCAGAAGAAGCUGGCUGAGCUGGUUUGGGCGGUAUCAAAACUCACGGAUAUAGCACGGCAUGUAAGAGUCAAGCGGGACAGCUGCGGCGCUCUGGAGCUGGAAGGGGUGGAAAUCCGAGUGCAGCUGGAUGAUAAACACAACAUCCACGAUCUGAUCCCGAAGCAGCCCCUGGAGGUGCACGAGACUGUAGCUGAAUGUAUGAUUCUUGCCAACCACUGGGUGGCAAAAAAGAUUUCUGAGCAUUUUCCUCAGCAAGCUUUGCUGCGGCAGCACCCUCCACCACGGCAGGAAUUCUUCACUGAGCUCCGAGAAUGUGCCAGUGCCAAAGGCUUCGCAAUGGACACACGGUCUAACAAAGCAUUGGCCGAGUCUCUGGAUAAAGCAAAUGACCCAUUGGAUCCCAUUGUAAACCAACUGCUGCGCUCAAUGGCCACUCAUGCCAUGUCCAACGCGUUGUACUUCUCGACUGGCUCAUGCUCCAAGGAGGAGUUUCAUCAUUAUGGACUUGCCCUAGAGAAGUACACUCAUUUUACUUCUCCAAUUAGAAGAUAUGCUGAUAUUAUUGUCCACAGACUCCUAAUGGCAGCGACUCUGAAGAAAGGAGAUGUUAACUUAUUCAGUAAUAAGGAUCUCGAGGAAUUGUGCAAACACAUUAACAACAGGAACAGGGCAGCCCAGCGUGCUCAGAAGCAGUCUACUGAACUCUUCCAGUGCAUGUACUUCAAAGACAAAACCCCAGAAACAGACGAGCGCUGCGUAGCAGAUGGUGUUAUUUACUCCAUACGAACAAAUGGAGUGCUUGUUUUUGUGCCGAGAUAUGGAAUCAAAGCUGCAGCAUAUAUGAAAAACAAAGAAGGUUUAGUUAUCUCUUGUCAAGGUGAUGGGAGCUGUGAGUGGAAGCCUGGAUCACUGCAGCGCUUUCAGAACAAAAUUACUUCCACCACAACUACUGGGGACUCAGUUACGUUAAGCCUUUUUGAUCAUAUUACGGUGAAGAUGCUGGUGCAGACCUCCCGCUGCCAUGCUGACACCAUCAAGCUUGAAAUAAUCAAGAAUGCACCGCACCAGACUGUGGACAUGGAGGUUUCCCAGAGGAACUGUCAGAGGGUGAAAUGUGACUUGGUGAAAGCAGUCAGUCAGUCAGCAGAAGCUGCCCAGCAUGCCCAGGAGAAAAGAGUUGAAGUAAUUGAUGAAGACUUUGAGAAGUACUGCCAGACCAAGGGAGCCAGCUUAUACCAACUGCUGGAGGAGAUAAGGGAUUUGGCACUACUGGAUGUCUCGGCUGAUGUCAGAACUUGAACUGUAACCCAGCGUGGUGAUGUUCUGCUCCUGUCUACUCUGUAUUGCUGUUGGGGUUUUUAAAAGCGCUCUAUUUAAGUAUUCAAGAAUCCUUUUAAUAAGAAACUAAAUAUCUAGUUUAAAGAAGAAUUAUUUUUGUGUUUAUGACCAUGUAUGAGUUUGCAAAAGAUUUUAUAUAUGAUAAAACUCAUCUUCCAGCCU
Pezoporus flaviventris is the source of this 3372-nucleotide messenger RNA. It is a transcript of the gene DIS3L, whose product is annotated as DIS3 like exosome 3'-5' exoribonuclease. The record is from RefSeq and is a predicted model, not a curated record. The transcript is spliced from 17 exons. NCBI's taxonomy places the organism in Eukaryota, Metazoa, Chordata, Aves, Psittaciformes, Psittacidae. Gene Ontology annotation, molecular function: RNA binding; 3'-5'-RNA exonuclease activity. Bases 28 to 3171 code for a protein of 1047 amino acids. Gene Ontology annotation, cellular component: cytoplasmic exosome (RNase complex). Gene Ontology annotation, biological process: rRNA catabolic process.